AUGAAAUUCUCUUCCAUUUUCGCCACCUUCUCCGCUGUCGCAGCUCAAGAAUCCCGAGGAAUCAAACCUCCAGGACGACUUGAAAAGACAACAGGAAACUUCAAAAAGUGGCUCUCACAAAACAUCAUCGACGCUGACGCCAUCGACAGAUGGUCGAUUCGAGUGGACAAAAUGACCGCCAACAUGCUCAGUGCUUACGGCCGAGCAAACUGUGGCUUCUACGACUCAUCUUUGACCAACGGUGGUCCAGACCCAAACCCAGAUCUUCGACCCAACGGCAAGCCAAGAAAGGUCUUUGAGCGAAAACGAAGACAGGGACUGACCCAGAUCACCAAGCAGUUCCGAGUCUGGUCCGAGCGACACAUCAACGAAUGCGGCGGUCAGCGACGAUUCAACCACAUUGCUAGAAGAAUGGACAAAUGGACAAGCAAACUCGGAAACCGAUGGGAGAACCAGUUCUAA
This is a messenger RNA of Oikopleura dioica, 462 nucleotides long. NCBI's taxonomy places the organism in Eukaryota, Metazoa, Chordata, Appendicularia, Copelata, Oikopleuridae. The record is from the annotation of a GenBank genome assembly.